Messenger RNA from Homalodisca vitripennis (glassy-winged sharpshooter), 4280 nucleotides. RefSeq names its product ubiquitin-conjugating enzyme E2-22 kDa (gene Ubc4). The coding region runs from base 214 to 813 and encodes 199 amino acids. Gene Ontology annotation, biological process: proteasome-mediated ubiquitin-dependent protein catabolic process; protein polyubiquitination. The record is from RefSeq and is a predicted model, not a curated record. Gene Ontology annotation, cellular component: nucleus. NCBI's taxonomy places the organism in Eukaryota, Metazoa, Arthropoda, Insecta, Hemiptera, Cicadellidae. Gene Ontology annotation, molecular function: ubiquitin conjugating enzyme activity; protein binding. The transcript is spliced from 5 exons.
ACAGUAGUAUUUUUAUUUAGGAUAAUUUAUAAUUUUUUAGUGAUCCAGAAAAAUUUUAGUGUCCUCGUUUCUACUAAGUAUCAUCAGAGAAACACGCAUUGUAUGAUUUUGUAGUAAACAUUUUGUACAAGUUUUUCGUUUAAGAAAUGAGAUAGUGGAGAUUUAUAUAUUUUCAAGGUUCAACCUUAUUUAAUGCCAAAAUAUUUUUAAAUCAUGGCUAAUAUAGCUGCUCAAAGAAUUAAAAGAGAAUUUAAAGAGGUUAUUAAGAGUGAAGAGAUGGCAAAAUGCGCUAUUCGGGUUGAGCUUGUUGAUGACAACUACACAGAAUUAAAAGGAGAAAUUGCAGGACCACCAGAUACACCAUAUGAGGGAGGAAAUUUUGUCUUAGAAAUAAAAGUUCCAGAAACAUAUCCUUUUAAUCCUCCAAAGGUCCGAUUUAUAACCAAGAUUUGGCAUCCUAAUAUAUCAUCGGUUACAGGAGCAAUUUGUUUAGACAUUCUUAAAGAUCAGUGGGCCGCAGCCAUGACCCUAAGAACUGUGUUGCUGUCUCUUCAAGCUUUGAUGGCAGCAGCUGAACCAGAUGAUCCCCAGGAUGCUGUGGUGGCCAGACAGUACAAGGAUAACCAGGAAAUGUUCAGACUCACAGCCAGACAUUGGACAGCAGUUUAUGCUGGUGGUCCAAAUGGCAACAGUGACUUUGACUCAAUGAUCCACCGACUCACAGACAUGGGAGUGGAUGAGGAUCAGGCCCGAGUUGCUCUCUCCACGUACAACUGGGACCUGGUGAGAGCCACAGAGCAGCUCUUCAGUUAGUCUUCAGGGAAUUGAGCGUUUAUUUGGAUCUUCACCUUAUUGGCCGCAAAACACAGACUUGAAAGCAAAAAUUGUAAUUAAUUGUUCAUAAACGUUCAUUGUAAAGUAAGGCCACAUUCCUGAUUUAUUUGAGUUGCAUUUUUUCAUAGUACUACAGAAGAUUGUCUUUUAUGGAUGACUUAAAUUCUCCUCCAAAUAACAUAUAAUAGUAUUUUCUGGUUUGUUCAGCCUAAAUAAAAUAGUGAUUUCUGAAGUUGGAUUUUGUGUGAUACUCAGCAAGGCUUUAGUAUAGUUGAAGUUGGUUUUGUUGUUUAGAAGAUUUUAAUCGUUAAAUUGUGAUAAUAGACUGAGUUUAGCUGCAGAUGUAUAUUUAUAUUUUGAGGAUUGCUGCUCAGUUAGGUCAAUAACAUUAUGGUCUCUUGUCUUAUUUAAAAUGUGUUCCUUACAAUAAGUUUGUUCUUUAUGAAUUCUCUCAUUUCUCUCGAGUUCACUUCUUUUACAUAAUUUAAUUUUAAACCAUCUCUUAUUCUUCACUGUAGUAUAGUGAAUUAUUCAAUGCCAUUGCUUGUAUACACAAAGUUUUUUCUAUCAUUGCCUUUCCAAGAUCAAUAUCACUGUUUCCAAAUUGUUUUUACUAGAUUUAAAAAAGUCAAAACUUUGUAAUUUAUCAAGCAAUACUUUCAUUGUGCACUAGUCCUGCCAUUAACUAGGUUUUCUACAUAAUUGUUUAAGUAUAGUUUUAUUUAUUGUUUAAGCAAGAUUCACAAUUAAUUUUGUACGAAGUUAAAAAAAUUGUAUCAAAGAGCUUAUUUUACAUUAUGUUUAAUUAUGACUUAUAAUUAUGUUAUAAUGUAAGGAAUUAAUUGAUUGAUUACUUACCUAAAUUUGGCCAAUUCUAUAAACGUUCUACUGCAAUAGCUUAGGAGUACAUUUUUUAAUGGAAUUUGCUUUACAAAUAAUUAAAUUUUUAUACUGAGAUUAUUUAACAGUGAAAAUAUUUUAUCAAAUCAAUUUAUCAUUAUUAAUUUUUUGAUCACAGUUGUAUAAAGAUAAGGUUAUAUUCUGCUUGUUUUGAAUUGGUAGGUAAAGAGUAAUUGUAUGUCUUGAAUUGUGUUAUCUGAUAUUUGUGAGGAUUGUCACAAGAUAUAAAACUGUAUCAGAGAGUCAAAGCUAGUUCGUAUGUUAUGUCAACACGGACACUUAUUGAGUACAAAAACAGUUGAAGUUAUUAUGUUCUGAUUGUUUUAUUUUGAAUAGAGAUAGGAAAAAUUCAGUUUAAUACAAUUAGAAAUAGGUUUGAAAAAGUCAUACUUAUGACUUUUGUGGUCUAAAGUGAAGGUAUUAUUUUCUAUGCAAUAAAAGUAUAUUAAGUUGUAGAUUUCAUUAUUAUGAGGGCAAUUUGGAAAGUAACCUUCGGUUUGUUAUAAAUAAAACUCUGAAGUAGUUAAAAAUAUUUUGUUAUCUUUUCUUCUUUUCAUCAUAAUUUUCACGUAAAUUUAAAUACUUAUCAUACCUCUGCAUCAACUUAUAAAUUCCUUGAACAUAAAAAUCAGCUGCCUGUGCCUCGAGUCUCUCGGAGUACAUUGUGUAAGUUCUUCGUCGCCCUCAAAUCGCUGAGCCCAGCCAUUUAUGUGCAAGAUAUGUAAAGGUCACUGGAAGCCAAAUCUGUGCUUUGUGGCAGAUGACUAAAAGUAUCCCAUUUGAAUUGUUCAAGAGUCUUUUUUUUAGCACUGUGUUUCGUUCCGAAAAAUAAUAUCAGAUGAUAGGAGUUUGUUCUAAAUUGUCUUUUUUAGGUUUUUUAAGUUUCAAAAUAUUUGAGUCCAUAUCGAUUCUUGUCCCAUGUUCCAUAAUUCUACAAGCAAAAUCCCUUUUGAAUCCCAAAACACAAUUGCCAUCAACUUCCUCCUGGAUAAAGCCUGCCUUGCGUGUAUCGGCUAGUGUGGCGAGUUUGUGUCACUCUGCUUCGUCAAUUGUUCUUAGUUCUCUAGUCUUGCAUACUUAAUCUAUGUUACAUCAUCUUACAAUUCUUUUAAGGAAUAAUUGUUCUUGUAACACAUGAGAAAGUCAAUAGCAGAGGUCAAUCAUUGAGAUUAUGUGAUAUUCCUACAUAAUUUUCGGAAUCCAUUGAUCGCAGAACUUCGGUUGCAAAAGGUCUGAUCUAGUGAGGAUUGUCAUAAAUCCUGCUUUUUCCUGAUGAGUAAUCGGUAACUACAGAGAGCUUACCACUUCUCUCAUCAUAGAUGUUUUAUGGCCAUUUAAAAAAAAAUUUAAUCAAUUUCCAAACUCUACUCAUUACUUUCUGGCCAUACACAGUAGAAAGUUCUCUGUGAAUUGCUGCCACUUAAUACGAUGUGCAGCUCACAUUUGAUGGGACAUUAGACAGACUGGUGCUCGGAUCCGCACUAGCCUAAGUGCACACUAACCCAAUAAUGGUUGUGUUACAUCAAUGGGGGUUACUUUCUGGCCUUCGUCUAAUUUAAAAUUUGGCUCAACAUUAAAUUGCUUUUUUAUUUUUGUGAAGAAUAAUAAUGCCAAGUAAAAAACAAUUGAUUAAUAUGUGAUGAAUCACCUUUUUUAAAAUUGUUAAUACAAAUCCUGUCCAUCCACUAGGAUGGAUUUAAGAUGUUUAACUCUACAAGAAUAGCUGCAAUAACCUCUUUUCAGUUUGAUGUGUUGGAACCGAACAAAUCCUUAGAGAUAUUUUUUUGAAUCAUUACAAACCUAAGUUUAAGGUCUAUCACUCAGCAUUUACAUUUUCAUUUAAGUCAAGAAUUACAAACAUUUUAGUAUAGAUUAGUAUAGCAAAUAGAAUUUUGUAAAAAUUACAAUGUUUAGUUACAACUGCGUUAAGAAGGAUUUUUAUUUUAUAUCUCGUGAAAGAUGAGUUAUUUUUACAAAAUAACCAGUUCAGAUGAAUUCUAACAUUCAGAUCAUGCUCAAGGUCGUAUGAAAUAUUUACAAUUUGAAUGUUUAACAAUUUGGUGGGUAUUAUUUUAAGCAUUAUUUUUUGAUUUGGUUCCCUUUUGUUUCAAUUAAUGUUCAUAUAUUUUAAACUUACAAUAUCCCUAUUUUAUUUUAAAAUAGGGUAAUGUCCCUUGAGCCAUUUGCAGGUUUUGGGUAAUUAGAAAAAUGUAAAAACCUAGAUUUAAAUUGAUUAAAGGAAUAUUAUUUCUAAAUAACAAAUAAGCUUUAUUAUAAUCUUAAAAUUCACUAUGUUUUAUAUUGUUUUUAUCUAUUUUUCUCUCUUUUUGUUGUGUUAACGUCCUUAUGAUUAGAUUGUUAAUGGAUCAUGAUAAUAUUACUUUUACCAUUAGUUAUAUUUAUUUACAGAUGUACAUUAUUUUUGUAUGUGUUAUUAAUGUUUUAAAAUUUGAAUAAUUACAAGAAUGUCAAAUCAAAUAAAUGGCCGAAUGUAUAUUGGUAAUUAAAAAUAAGUUGCUAGAGUUCAUAAUAAAAUAUUUAUAAAA